GAGAGGCUGGCACUUGGCUGAGGUGGCUCCUGGCCUUGGAGCUGGGCAGUUCAGUGUGGGCCAGGAGGUGCCUUGGCUGCAGGGGGUUUGGGUGCAGUGCUGCUUCCUGAUGUGUCCUCACCUUCUGCUUGUCCCUGCCCUCUGUGCCAGGUGCACCUGUGACCCCGAGCCAUGUCCUGCUGCAAGCCCUGUGACCCUUGCUGCCAGCCCUGCGGCCCCUGCCCGCUGGCCAGCAGCUGCAAUGAGUGCUGUGUCAGGCAGUGCCAGAGCUCCCACGUCGUCAUUGAGCCGCCUGCUGUGCUGGUGACCCUGCCCGGCCCCAUCCUCAGCUCCUUCCCACAGAACACUGCCGUGGGAUCCUCCACCUCUGCUGCUGUUGGCAACAUCCUCAGCUGUGGAGGAGUGCCCAUCAGCUCUGGCAGCUUUGACAUCUCCUGCAUCACCAACUGCUACGGUGGCAGCAGAUGCCGGCCCUGCUAA
Messenger RNA from Prinia subflava (tawny-flanked prinia), 480 nucleotides. Its product is annotated as feather keratin Cos2-2-like. The transcript has a single exon. Lineage: Eukaryota; Metazoa; Chordata; Aves; Passeriformes; Cisticolidae. Gene Ontology annotation, molecular function: structural constituent of cytoskeleton. The record is from RefSeq and is a predicted model, not a curated record. Gene Ontology annotation, cellular component: intermediate filament. Bases 172 to 480 code for a protein of 102 amino acids.